GCCACUUGUUUAUGUAUUUUUUGUUUACAAACUUGUUGAUUUUUCAUGUCUUGGCCUGGAAAAUUGUUAAUUAUCUACGAAAACUUUACCAAUGAUCUGCCACCCCUACAAAUUGGCCAGAAGCCCACAGGAUGCCCCACGCCCUGCUCGUGCAAGUGCAAAUGCUGUCGCGGAUUCAGCCAGAAAUACGUGGCAUUCAACGGGGAAUCUGACGACCCAUCUUCUUCGUCUGCCGCCUCCGGCGGCGAUGUCCAGAAGAUGAUGCGUUUUCGCAGUGCUGACAUGUUGCUUCUGCUGCAGGCUGCUCAAUUAAGGGAUCAUUUCUGGACAAAUCAGUAUUUUAAGGUGGAUUUACAAGAGGAUUAUGCUGCCAUCUCCGAGGUCUUUGCUGCGCAGAAGAUUAACAUAUCUAAUGAAAAGCUAGCCGAGAUUCUGGAUACUGUGACCUCGGGCUAUAGGAGAGCGAUUAGUCAGCUAACAACUGCGGAAGCCCAGGGUGCUCUGCGCCCCAAGAAAGCAGCCCUAUUCUUUCCCGGAUUGCGUUGCUCUUGCUUGAAGUGCGAGUAUUUGCCCUGGCGGAAACUCCAGGAUGUGGAGGACCACCAGAAGGAGCACCGAUUCAGCGACAACUUCCACUGCAGGAUCUGCUAUCGCCGGUUUUACCUACAGCACUCGUUAACUGCUCAUCUCAUCAGGAAGAUCGGAGGUAGAAGACCCAGCUCCGAGGAACUAAUGGCCAAUGAGAGCUACAAAAAACUGCUGCUGGCUCAAAGGUCCCAGGAGUUGGAGGAACCAGAGCAAGCGCCUGCUCAAGUGGAGGAUAUAGUGUUGGCAGUGCCAAAGCACCUUCGUCUGGACUACGAGGAGGAAAACAGGUCUCCCAUCCGGGGACGUAUGAGAUUAAUGCUCACUCUGUGUCCACUGUGUGAUCAGGAAUACCGCUUCUCCUUCAGCCAUCAGCUGCACUUUUUGAAGAACCAUAAAAGGACUCAGCCAGAUCCGGAGACCUUCCCCUGCUACAAUUGCAAUAGGUCCUUCCUGACAAGAAAGUCUCUAAGAAAACAUCAAAAGCGCGUUCGCAAGACCUGCCACCUCCGCUAUCAUCCCUUCAAGUGCCCCAAGUGCCGCUCGCGAUUCCAAUUGGCUGCCACAAGGAACUCCCAUGUAGCCAGGAUCCAUGACCGGAAGAAACUAUGUUUGAUUUGUAAAGUUCCCACUGUGGCGCGGUGUUGCAGUGAUCACACGCCCAGGGAAUGUCGAGAGGCCAUCAAGAAGCACAGAGAGAAAGUGAGGGAGCUACGAGGGCUGGACAAGAAGCCUCAGGCACCCAAACCAAUGUGUCAGCACUGCGAUCAAAGCUUUCCCAAUACCUUUUUACUUCGGGAACACUUGAACAAGAAGCAUCUGCAGCAGAGGAACUUUACCUGCGAGAUUUGUGGAGCUGCGUUCUACAGCCAGGGAAAGAUGCAAGUCCAUCGGAAGGCGGUGCAUUUGAAGCUGCAUGUGACCCACUGUGAGACCUGUAACCUGACCAUCAAGGCCAAGGAUAACUAUCUGCGGCACUGCAGGUCCAAAAGGCAUCAGGAUGAGCUUCGCAAGAUGGAAACGGGAAGAAAUAAGACUAGAGAGCCCGAAAGUAUUACAAAAUCUUCGCUAGAAAGCGAUCAUAACGAAGAUGGGAUCGAUUUGGAACCCACAGAACCCUUUUUAAAGAUGGAAACCACGACCAAAUCCUUGGUCAAAGGAGACCGAUUGAGCAGGAAGCCAAAAAGGAAGCCUUCCACUGCUCCUUGUAGUUAUCAACAACCCGAAAAAGUUAACUUUUGCGAUCCUUGUGGAACAACCAUCGUUGGAACCAUGAUAAGACACAACCAGACGUCGAAACAUAAAAAUAAUUUAUUAAAACACAACGAAAAGAGAGAGAAUAAGCGAUUUAUGAGAAACUAAAGAAUGUGCAA
Molecule: messenger RNA, 1958 nt
Organism: Drosophila kikkawai
Lineage: Eukaryota; Metazoa; Arthropoda; Insecta; Diptera; Drosophilidae
Product: zinc finger protein 425
Biological process (GO): regulation of gene expression
Cellular component (GO): nucleus
Source: RefSeq, a predicted model, not a curated record